Molecule: messenger RNA, 1982 nt
Organism: Myxozyma melibiosi
Lineage: Eukaryota; Fungi; Ascomycota; Lipomycetes; Lipomycetales; Lipomycetaceae
Product: MFS multidrug transporter
Exons: 1
Coding region: 78-1757 (559 amino acids)
Biological process (GO): transmembrane transport; basic amino acid transport
Cellular component (GO): fungal-type vacuole membrane
Molecular function (GO): basic amino acid transmembrane transporter activity
Source: RefSeq, a predicted model, not a curated record
CUCUCUCUUCUCUCUCUUCUCUCCUCAUCUCUCUUCACCUCAUCUCUCUUCACAUCUCACCCCAUCUCAUCUCCACCAUGUCCUCCCUCGAAGCUGACAACGUCUACACCGACGACAUCCCCCUCCUCGCCGAUGCCGAGAUCAUAAACGUCGACAAAGGCAUCACCCUCGACAGAGAGGCCGCCGCCGAACUCAACGACCCCUCCCCCGACCCAGAGUCCAUCGAGCCCUCCAUGCACUCCUCCUCCGUCACAAUCAUCUUCAUCUCCCUCUACAUCGGCGUCUUCCUCUCCGCCCUCGACGGCACCGUCGUCGCAACCCUCCUCGCCCACAUCUCCUCCGAGUUCAGAGAGUUCCGCUCCGUCUCCUGGAUCGCCACCGCCUACCUCAUCACCGUCGCCGCCUGCCAGCCCCUCUACGGCAAGCUCUCAGACAUCCUCGGCCGCAAGAAACUCCUCAUCUUCUCAAACGUCCUCUUCGCCAUCGGCUGCUUCUUCUGCGGCAUCUCCAAAAACCUCUGGUUCCUCGUCUUUGGCAGAAUCGUCGCCGGCGUCGGCGGCGCGGGCCUCACCUCCCUCUCCUCCAUCACCCUCAACGACCUCGUCCCCCUCCGCCAGCGCUCCCUCCUCCAGGGCAUCGGCUCCGUUCUCUACAACGCCGGCGCCUCCCUCGGCGGCGUCUUUGGCGGCUUCGUCACCGAAACCAUCGGCUGGCGCUGGGCGUUCCUCCUCCAGGUCCCUUUCGUCAUCGUCUCCGCCGUCGCCAUCCACUACAACCUAAAGUCCAAGCCGACGCCCAUCGAGCGCGACUCGGCCUCUGAGACCGCCGACAAGCUCUCGCGGAUUGAUUUCGCGGGCUCCAUCACCCUCGUGCUCUGCCUCGUGCUCUACCUCGUCGGCAUGUCCAUCGGCGGCAACUUUGUCGCCUGGGCGUCCUGGCCUGUCUUCUUCACCUUCUUCUUCGGCACCGUCUGCCUCGCCGCCUUCAUCUACAUCGAGCUCUACGUCGCGCGCGAGCCCGUCAUCCCGCUCGAGCUUCUCAAGGACCGCUCCGUCUUUGGCGCGUCCUUCACCAACUGGCUCAUCAUGAUGGUCAACUACGCCCAGCUCUUCUACGUGCCCAUCUACUUCAUCGCCAUCCGCGGCAUCUCCCCCACCCAGGCCGGCUCAAACAUGAUCCCCAACUUCAUCGGCUCCGCCGUCGGCGCCAUCCUCUCCGGCACCGUCAUGCGCACCACCGGCCGCUACUGGUGGAUGACCAUGGGCUCCGCCAUCGUCCUCGUCAUCGGCUCGAUCCUCAUCAACUCCUACAGCCUCACGACCCCCAAGUGGGCCCUGGUCUCGUACAUCAUGAUCGGCGGUCUCGGCUUCGGCGGCCUGCUCAACUGCACCCUCAUCGCCAUGGUCGCUGCCGUCCCGCCCGAGAUGCAGGCCGUCACGACCGCGAUCCAGUACGGCUUCCGCGGCACGGGCUCCACCGUCGGCGUCGCCAUCGCGUCUGCCAUCUUCCAGAACGUGCUCGGCAAGAAACUGGACCUUUAUAUCACGGGUGAGGACAAGGAAGACAUCAUCACGCGUGUUACCGACUCGAUUGAGGAGAUUAGUCUGAUCCCGAUCGAGUACAAGGCCGACGUCGUCCAGGCCUACCUCGACGCUUUCCACGGCGUCUUUUACUUUGCCAUCUUCCUCUCCGCUCUUGUCAUCGUCACCUGCGGCAUGAUGAGAGAAUACGUCCUCCACAAGUCUUUCGACCGAUAAUUUCUCCUUCUCUCUUUCUUUUCUUUCCUUCCUUUCCUCUCUUUCCUUUUAUAUUGCUAUAUCGCUAUAAACUAGAAACUGUCAGAUGUCUACACCUCUUCAAUCCUUCAUUCGUUGCUCAUCAGUUGUUUAAGUUGUUUAAUUGUUCUUUGGGUGCAUAUACAGGAAUAUGAGUGUUUUGUUUAGUCGAAUAUACACAAUCGAUCAAUACACAGAUAGAUACCA